CAAUCAAGUAAAUAUUGAACACUGUGUAAUCUUCUUCUGUGCUAACGUAGAAAUUUCGUGAACUUGGCGUUAAGACGUGUACAGAACAGUAAAUGAGGUCUUCUUGUGGCGUCUUUGCCAUAUGCUUAUUGUUUUGCUAUUUAUCGACAACUGAGGGGCUUAGGUUUAAGCUUAAAAAUGGUGUUAAAAAGUGUAUUCAAGAUGAAGCACACAAAGACGUUAUUGUACAUGGCGAGUAUGAAGUUACUGCUCCCCAUCAACACACAACUCAUAUCAAAGUCCGUGAUGUAAAAAAAAAUAUAUUAUAUCAAAGAACAAAUAUAAAUAGUGGGAAAUUUGCAUUCACUACGGAAGACUUCGAUCUAUUUGAAGUAUGCUUUGAAAGUCAGUCAGAUAAUACUGACGCAGAACAGGAAGUUUUCCUCACUAUAAAACAUGGUACCGAGGCCAAGGAUUUUGAUAAGAUGGCGAAAGCCGAAAAAUUGCAACCAAUCGAAGUCCUAUUGAAAAAGCUUGAAAGUCUAGCUGAUGAGAUCGUGCAAGAUUUUGUUCUUAUGCAUUCGAAAAGUAGUAAAAUGCGAAACAUUAACG
Schistosoma turkestanicum is the source of this 591-nucleotide messenger RNA. The record is from the annotation of a GenBank genome assembly. NCBI's taxonomy places the organism in Eukaryota, Metazoa, Platyhelminthes, Trematoda, Strigeidida, Schistosomatidae.